CUUCAUUCAUACAAGACCAGAGAGAGAGAGAGAGAGAGAGAGAGAGAGGUAGAGAGUUCCAGAAAUGGGCGCAGGGCGGGAAGAAAGGAUUCUGGUUACGGGAGGAGCGGGGUUCAUAGGCACACACACAGUGGUUCAGCUUCUCAACGAAGGGUUUAAGGUCUGGAUCAUCGAUAAUCUCCACAACGCCGUUGAAGAAGCUGUUCAUCGGGUGAGGGAGUUGGUUGGACCUCACCUCUCCCUCAAUCUCCAUUUCCAUUUGGGUGAUAUCAGAAACAAGGAUGAUUUGGAAAACUUGUUUUCUCAAACCAAGUUUGAUGCUGUUGUCCAUUUUGCCGGGCUUAAAGCUGUCGGAGAGAGUGUUGCUUAUCCCUUUCGCUACUUCGAAAACAAUCUAGUUGGAUCAAUAAAUCUGUAUUCUGUCAUGGAAAAAUAUAACUGUAAGAAGUUGGUUUUCUCAUCAUCAGCAACGGUUUAUGGCCAACCCGAGAAGAUUCCGUGCGUGGAGGAUUUUGAAUUGAAGGCCAUGAACCCCUACGGCCGUACCAAGCUGGCCCUUGAAGAGAUAGCUCGCGACAUUCAAAAGGCGGAUGGAGAGUGGAGAAUCAUUUUGCUGAGAUAUUUCAAUCCAGUGGGAGCCCAUCCCAGCGGGAGACUCGGGGAAGAUCCUAAAGGCAUACCCAACAAUCUCAUGCCUUACAUCCAACAAGUCGCAGUCGGUCGGUUGCCCGAGUUGAAUGUCUACGGUCAUGACUAUCCCACCCCCGAUGGCACUGCGAUCCGUGACUACAUCCAUGUUAUGGACUUGGCAGAUGGCCAUGUCGUUUCGCUCAAUCGCCUUCUCAAACAAGAUGUUGAUAUAGGUUGUGUUGCUUACAACUUGGGAACUGGGCGUGGCACAUCCGUCCUAGAAAUGGUAGCUGCCUUUGAAAAAGCAUCUGGGAAGAAAAUUGGGAUGAAAUUAUGCCCGAGAAGAGCGGGGGAUGCGACAGCGGUUUAUGCAUCAACGGAGAAGGCCGAGAGAGAGUUGGGGUGGAAGGCGAAGAACGGGAUAGAUGAGAUGUGCGGGGACCAGUGGAAAUGGGCAAGCCAGAACCCAUGGGGCUACGUCUCCCAGCCCUGACCCCAAACCAUCUUCUACAAUGGAUGGCCACCCCAUCUCCAGCCUCUCUCAUCUGGUUCUCUAUGUUUGUACAACUCAAAUCCUCCCUUUCUAUCUCUCUCUGUGUGUUCUUUUUAUGGCUGAAUUGGUUGGACUAAAAGUGAAGGUGUCAAUCAAUCUUUAAUGCAAUCUCCCCAUCAAAUUCAUCAAAGUAAAUUUGUUUGAUUCAAAACAAUAUAUCAUCAUGGACAUUGGACACUUCCACACUCGCCCCUUCCACAAUGUUCUUUUGAAUUGAAAUUUCAAAAUUAAAAGUUGGAAGAAAUUGGAUGAAGUUAG
Messenger RNA from Cuscuta campestris, 1441 nucleotides. NCBI's taxonomy places the organism in Eukaryota, Viridiplantae, Streptophyta, Magnoliopsida, Solanales, Convolvulaceae. The record is from the annotation of a GenBank genome assembly.